Solanum dulcamara is the source of this 2710-nucleotide messenger RNA. Its product is annotated as xyloglucan galactosyltransferase XLT2-like. Lineage: Eukaryota; Viridiplantae; Streptophyta; Magnoliopsida; Solanales; Solanaceae. The transcript has a single exon. The record is from RefSeq and is a predicted model, not a curated record. Gene Ontology annotation, molecular function: galactosyltransferase activity. Gene Ontology annotation, biological process: xyloglucan biosynthetic process. The coding region runs from base 224 to 1807 and encodes 527 amino acids.
AUAUAAAAAUGUUGUGGUGACAUAUGAUGAAAUUUCUCCCACCAAUUUCCUAAUCUUCUUUUCUCCUCUUAUUGACUUUACUCUACUUUCCUUUGUUCUUCAUCUUCUUCUUCCUUAGUUCCUAUUUCAAUUUCUUGAUUUCUUUUUUGACGUUUUCCUCUCCUCUCUUCUCCACUCCCCUCCAUAGCCAUCUAAAUUGAAGGACAAGAUUUUAGCAUCCAUAAUGUUGCCAUCUGAAAAUUCUUCUCCUAGGAAGACAUUCAAGAAACUCAGAAAUUCCUUCCAUUUGAUCAAAUCUCAAGUUGGAUUUCAUCACUGUAAAUGGUUUUUGCUCAUCAUUCUCAUUCAAGUUACCUUCAUUCUUUUCCUCGCCGGAACUUCCCCUCCGGCCAUUUCCCUCCGACAACACCACCAGCACCAGCAGCAGCAGCAGCGCUUCCAAAUCUCGAAACCUCAAAAACAGAGCAUUCACCAACAGAAACAGAGCAAGGACCAAGUUCAAAUCUUGCAAGAUUCAAAACCCAAAAACAAACGGUUAGAACAAGCUAAGGAGCCCCACAAUGAGUGUGAAUCCGGGAGAGUUUAUGUAUACGAUCUUCCAACAAAGUUCAACAAAGAUCUUUUAAACAACUGUCAUGAUUUAGACCCAUGGAGUUCUCGAUGCAACGCGGUUUCAAAUGGCGGUCUUGGCCCAAAAGCAACUGGACUCGACUCAAUCGUACCGGAGAAUCUCCUGUCAGCUUGGUACUGGACAGACAUGUACUCCGCUGAAGUCAUUUACCACGAAAGGAUUUUGAACUACAAAUGCAGAACAUUAAACCCCCAAAAUGCUACUGCAUUUUACAUCCCCUUUUAUGCAGGGCUUGCAAUUGGGAAGAUUUUAUGGUUCACCACGGCUAAACAACGAGAUCGCCCUAGUGAAAUCAUGUUAGAAUGGGUUAAAGAUCAACCUUAUUGGAAUCAAAAUCAGGGUUCGGAUCAUUUCUUGAUGCUCGGUAGAUUAACAUGGGCAUUUCGAAGAAAAACAGAUGAUGAUUCCGAUUGGGGCACGAGUUUUCUCCGAAUGCCAUUGAUGAAAAAUGUUCUCCGUUUAUCUAUUGAAAAGAAUCCGUGGGAUGAUUUAGAGGUUAGUGUUCCUUAUCCUACUGCUUUUCACCCACAGUUCGAAACAGAGAUCAAACAAUGGCAAGAUUUCGUGAGGUCGCGUAAUCGUUCUAGCCAUUUUUGCUUCGUGGGUGCUGUGAGGAAGAAGAUCAAGAAUGAUUUCAGAGAAGUGUUGAUGAAUUACUGCAAGAACGAAACUGGUUCUUGCAAGAUUGUGGAUUGUUCCGUCGCGCAUUGUUAUGACGGAGCACCAGCAAUUCUUGAAGCAUUUUUGGAUUCUGAUUUCUGUUUACAACCAAAAGGGGAUGGAUUUACAAGAAGAUCGAUGUUCGAUUGCAUGAUGGCAGGUUCAAUUCCAGUGUAUUUUUGGGAAGGAAGUUUUAAGACUCAAUAUGAAUGGCAUUUGCCUUUACCAUCAGAGGAUUAUUCAGUAUAUAUGGAUCAUACUGAAGUUAGAAAUGAUACUAAAAUAAUUAGAAAAGUCCUUGACAAGUUUACUAAAGAGGAUGUGAGAAAAAUGAGAGAAAUUUUGAUUGAUGCUAUGCCUAAGUAUUUGUAUGCAAGGUCUAAUCAGGGAUUAGGGACUAGUAAUGAUGCUUUUGAUAUUGCUAUUGAUCAAGUUUUGAAGAGAUUCAAGAAGCAAAGGGAACAACAAAAACAAAUCUUGGAGAAAUCAAGAAAAGAUGAAAAAUCUAUAGAAUAAAGCAAUAAGAAGGUACAUUACUCAACAGGAAUUUCAACCUCCCAUUCUUUUACUACUUUAAAUCAAUUAUUCUUUUGUUUUGUUUAUUAUAAGUUCAAAGGGAGCAGCAUAAUUAAUUAGAGAAGUGAAGAUGUUAGAUGAAUAAGAAAUUGCAGCAUUACUAGUAAAUUUUCGUCAUUGAUAUAGACUCCUUUUUAUUUUUUCCUUAGAUGUAAAUUUUCAUUCAUUGAUAUAGAUGUUACAUGAGACUUUGUUGAGUGUCCUUGUAAUUUCAGUAGUAGGAAGAUAGAAUUCAUUCUGACAAUCUAAGCAGUGCUUUGUCUUUGAGUAGAGACUGAAAAGCAUAAUGAAACUGAGGUAAUAUUAACGAGUUAUUUUCCUGAAAAGCCAUGUUAUGCUCCUGGGGAGAGGGAUGCGGGAAAGUGGAGUUCUCUCACCUGUGCUCACUUAUGUUUUAUAAGUCAAAUUGCAUUUUCAAUUGGCGCUCAACAGAUUGGUCCCAAACCUCUGAAAUGCGAGGCAGAUUUAACGCUACACCUUUCCCUUAACGCCUCCCUAUGGCGGAGCUCAGAAUCAUAGGAUGCACACCGCUGAAGUUGCCGCCAUGAAUUAAGAAUUGAAAGGGUUGAGGAUAGAGUUUCUUUUUCAUUUACGGGGUAGUUGGCAAGAGCUAUACCAGCUUACGGUUAUUUUAGAAACAUACGCCAUGACGAUUGGGUGAGUAGUCAAAUUAGGCCAAUGGUCUUGCUCCGUUUUAUACUAAGAGAUUAUGGUUAUGUCUAAUUUCAUUAUAGGGCUAGUACACCGAGCAACUUUAAAUUCUAUUUUGAUAAUUACCUACUUAAAUCACUCUUGUUUUCCCCCGAUAUCUUCAAUAUAUUUCAUGAGUUAAAAGUUACGGCA